AGUGCCACGGGUCUAUUUAGUUGAUCGUUCUCAGUACAGAAGUGUUCGGAGCCGCGGACGACCAAAAACCUACGCUCUCGCGACUCGCUCGUCAAAUAAAACGGCAAGAAAUAAAAUCGAUCGACUACCGCGUACACGAUAUCCUCAUUUAUCCAAUUGUUCAUCGACCGCACUCCGCGAUCGCGUAAACCAACACCGAAAACACAUGAAACGCCGCAACUGUGCGAUACAUUUAUUAUGCAAUCGUUUUCCACAUCACCUAGUUCGCGAAUUCUAAAAUCAUUGCAGUUUAUGCCCAGUGAUCAGUGCUCCAACACAAGUUAUGGUUUAUGUGCAAAUUAACAAAUGUAUGCCGUGUGUGUUGAAAAACAAACCUGACAUUCAUGCUAUUUUAAAGUGAAUGCCACAGAAACGUGUCUUUGGCGCAAUGCCAAAAAUUAUUACAGCUGACUGUAAACAAACAAAUUAAGAUUGUAUAAUAAUAAUAUUGGCAUGUUUCAUAUUUUCACUGGUUUGUUACCGCAGAUGAGGAGUGCCCUACGGAAAAAAAUUGCGAAAUGUCGAAAAAAGAGGACUCGAGUGAUAGUGAUAGCCCUAUAAUAGACGACAAUGUAAUACGGAUUCAAUUAAGAAAGCCAACCCAAAGAAAAUGGGAAUUGCGCACGAGAAAUCUAUCCCCUGGGAUCAAGUUUCCGACUAUUCAGCUCUUCGACAGCGAUGGAAAUUUACUUGUGGAAACAAACGAUGAGAACAUAUCCAUUAAGAGCUCAGAUUAUGAUGCAUCAACUCUCAAGAGUACUCAUUCAUUACGCGAAAGAAAUUACAAGCAUUUUGUUUAUACAUGUCCCAUCCGUAAACAUAAUACAAUUUCAGGAGAUAGAAUUUAUACGCGAAUAUUUAAAGAUUCUGGCUCUAUAAAUAACGAAAAGGAAGAGAAAAAUACAAAUGUUGCUAUAAGUGAUAAUAUAGUUCCAAACAUUCCAAAUAAACUCACUGUAAAUCGUAGUGUAGAUAGUUUAGAUUCAAACCUAGAUACAACGCCGUUCCUUUCAGAAGGUGAUGUAAGUAGUUACAAAAGUUCUGACAACGAAACGUGCGAUGAUUUUAAUCAGCAACCUUACGCAAAUUGCAAGUCAGUGAAAGAAUUAGAACACAAAAUUAGUUCUGCUGUGCAACCGCCCUCAGAAAUUAAUAAUAAAUUUCCUGAUCUAGGUGAAGAAUCAUCAUUAAUCCCUGGGCUACAAGGUUCACAAUCAUUUACCGAAAAUAUAACUAAAGAACGGAUAAAAGGGUAUGUGGACACAGUGCCGCGGUCACAAUCUGGGAUUAUAUACAAACCACCACAAAAUAAAGUAUCGUUCCUCAAUACUUAUCUGAAAAGCGUAACCGCGCGUAGGGGCUCUAAUCUAGAUUGGUUUACUUUAAACCGUCGGCAAACAAAUGAUUCCCCGCAAAAUUUACAUGAAGCCACGAAGCGUAGUGAAUCGCCCAAAUUAAAUUCCGAAAGAUCGUGCCGCUCCUUUAAAUCUGAUAAUACCACAGAUAAUGAAUAUAUUAAUAUUCCAUCGGAUGUAGCGGCAGACUGUGAACUGAAAAAACGUUUAAAACUGUAUCGACGUGGUAUAUCUGAGAUCGCGGCAAAGCAGCAAAUUACUAGCGUACUUACAAAGGAAAGACGACAUUCAGUGAAUUGUACAAUGAGGAUUACGCGAACUUCGUCUUCGGAAAGUGUAGAUGAAGCGGACAUAGUACUUAAUCGUUUGAAACGCAGAAUAAUGAAGAAUAAAUGGAGGGAGAAACGACUUAGCGGCGGAAUCAAGCAGCCACCAAUUGAUAAAAACGAGUGUAAGCGUAGUAACAGCGCAUCAUCAGAUUGGCGCGAUGCGGGCGGCGGGGCCCUUGUGAGGUCCCGCCUCGCAAUGGGCUCCAACAUCAGCCAACACUCCGCUAAGGGUCUCAAGGGACGCCGCGCUCGGUCUAGCGGCGAUCUUUGCAAUGGCGAGACAAAAAGCCAAACGGAAUCAUCCAUACAUACGUCGGUAUGCGGCUCCGUCGUGGGCGACGUUAUGGGCUGGAACCGCUCCUUACCAAACCACCUGGAUGGCAACAGACAUCUAGCUGACUACAGCCGAGUAAACAAUAAUUAUGGUGAAUUUGGAACGUAUAACAGAAGCCAUCCAAAAGGAGGGCGUGGAUUGCGGUACAGGAUCUCUAAGUCGGGUUCCGAUGCAGAGCCAGUGUGGAAACUCCAAGAUCCUGGAUUUGACCAGGGUUACGGUUCCGAGCGGUCACCGGAAGACGACUACGUUCCUCCCAUCCCUCCGGCUAUCUCCCUUGAAGAGUACGAAGCAGAGUUGCGUGCCAUAUACCCAUUUAUCACUGAUGAGAACACAUUCACCGUGGUGGUUGAGAAGGACGGGCGAGGGCUCGGCAUGUCAGUGUGCGGCGGCGGCGGCUUGGUGCGGAUACGGAGGUUGUACCCUCCCCAGCCCGCAUGGAGGACAGGCCAGCUCGCGCCGAGGGAUCUGCUGCUGUCUGCGAACGGUGUACCGCUAGCUGGACUCAGUACUUAUGAAGCGCUAGAGGUACUACGCACAGCGGCACCCAGGGUAGAAUUGCGAGUGUGCAGACCGCCAAGUGACGUGCUGGAGAGCAUAACACCACCAGACCCUCCAACGCCACCGGCGAGGACUCCACACCCACCGCAUUUGCCACUGGAUCCGCUAAAUUGCCAUCCUUUACACGCCAGGUUAUCACAAACAACAAGCAGUGCGACCACAUCUUCGUCAGAGGGCCGCGGUCGGAGGGACGCGAGCCCUGACGACAGGCGACAUGACCUGCAAUUACCAGACCUGGACCGACCCUUACCCGUCUAUGAUAUACAAUACGGGGGUGAUGGAUCGGUGGAAUUCGACAUUGUGAUGACCAAAGUGAACGGCUCGCUGGGAUUCACACUCCGUAAAGAAGACCACAGCGCUUUGGGCCAUUACGUGCGCGCCCUUGUGCGGGAGCCGGCCUUGAGUGAUGGACGCAUACAGCCAGGGGACAGGAUUGUUGCGGUUAACGAUACGCCAAUGUCAAACAUGUCGCACGCGGAGGCCGUUGCGUUCCUGCGCGCGUGCGACUCGGAGGUGCGCCUGCGUCUGUACCGUGACCACGCGGCAACGCCGCUCUCGCCGAUGUCACCGAAGGAAGAAGGACCCACUGAUUCUGAUGCGCCAUUAAACAAACCGAAGCCACCUUUGAGGGCCGAAGCAGUGUCUAUGCUUUGUGACUUGGCGGCGCGGCGGCUGACGCCCGACGCGGCCGACGGCUCGCGCUCUCCUUGUCUCUCACCUAGAAAGUUCCGAAAGCUUACAAAGGACAACAACCACUAUGAACAACCCAAUGAUUUGCGAAGAAACAUCAAGAUAAAGGAAACAAGUACUUUAGUAAGUACGAAUGCACCAAAAUAUUCUGAAGAUUUAAAAAGUGAGCUCAAAGAAAAUUUCCCAAAGUGUACGUGUGCAACUUCAUUACCCACGCUGUAUACUACGCAAGCAAAAGAAAUAGAAUUGUCUGAUGAUAUGAUUAGAAUACUACCAGAUGAUAUAAUAAUAGUACCAAUUAGACCACCUAGAAAAGGUGGUUCAAGAAAAACGAAAGAACCAGUAUCAACGGGGAAAAAAUCUAAUAAAGAUCAAUGCAUAACGAAAGAAAAAGAGCUAUUGGUUACAAAAGAAACCGAUUCCAAGUCCAAUGCGUCGAAUGAAAUAGAUUCCAGCCCAAUGGAAACUAAAGGAACCAAAGAAAAUUCAUUUAGAUCCUCCUCGAUAGCACAAAGUCAAGAAAUAGGUCCUGUCGACAGCAAUUCUAGUUCAUCAACAAAAGACUUUUCUCAAACCGUUUUAAGAGAAUGUAUUGUUCCAAUAAAAUCUGGCGAUGUAUCAAACCCAUUAACACAAAAUAAGCCAACACAAGGCAGAGUUGAAAAUUAUUAUGAAAAUAUUGCUGAAUCCCCUGCCUUAAACUUGGGACCGAAACAUCAAACUGACGCAAAUUCAGAAAUUAAAAGCCACACGAACGAUAAUCCUACAAAAACUUGUACAGAACCAAUAACAUGCACCUGUGCAGUCACUAUCGAGGAAUUGAAAAAAUAUCACAAAAUUAAAAGUGCCCCGUCAUCAUCAACCAAAGAAGAAAAGAAACAAGUGCCCCUAAAAUUAACAGAAAAUGUCGAAAAUAAUACACAAAAUCAACACACGCCGACUAUUCAAAGAUCUAAAACGCAAAGAUUUUCACGAUCACACUCGAUAAGAAAACGCCUUCUUUCUAAAAGAUUUAAAUCGAAAACAAUAAGUGGUCCAAUAUCGUUGCAAAAAAAUUCGACAGUUAAUAAUACUCCGGAUUAUAAAUCGCAUCCCCCAGAAUCAUUGAAAGGUAAAAAUCUCGUUCCAUCUGAGGGUGCAGAAACCAUAGAAAAAACAACUCUUCAAUCAGUAGUGAAUAAACCAAUAGAACGUCCUACAUCUUUGAUUAUUAGCUCUAAUAGAGAUGAAGCAGUUUUGACUGAUAAUAUGAGUUCAAACCCAUUAACUGGUAUUGAAACUAAACAGAAAAAGCCUGUACUUACAAGCCCUACGACUCCGCCUUCAUGUAGAAAUCAAAAGCUAAGCCUGACAGUAAUACCGCAAAGCUAUGAAUUAAAUAAUCUAGACAAUGAUACACUAGAUGCACCAAAUGCGUAUCAAGAAGACCCUCGCCAGAGAUACAAUGAGGCUGUAUUCCCAAUAGAUUCUGACGAACCAGUUUCUAUGCCAGCGGAGUUAUCAAGCGACGAAAGGUUCAAGCAUUCAAACCCAACCUAUCAAAGUGCCGUGUUGCAUAGCUCUACCGCUGAUAGUGCUUCUGAAAAAGACGAUGGCAAUGGCUUAAAGAAAUGGAAAGGUGUUGCUCUCUCGCCUGAUAACGAAAGAAAAGUGAAACUGCCUGUGGUUGAAACACAAGCGCAACCGAUACCAACGGAACUUGAGCCCAUCCAGAAGGAAAAUGUUAAACCUGAACCGCCAGUUGAAGCAAGCAGUGAGCCAACAAUAGUAACUGUGGAAUUGAACCGCGGCUGGAACAGUCGGUUGGGAUUCAGCGUGCAGAGCCACCCUGAGUCUGGGCAGAGUUACAUUUCAGCAGUGUACGACGACAGUGUCGCAGCGAGGGACGGCCGAUUGCGCCGCGGUGACGUCAUACUACAGGUUAACGAUGAAAACGUAACUUCGAUGAAGACACCUGAAGUUAUUGAUUUAUUAAGAAUUCUCCGUGGAUCUAUUUGUAUUACUGUUCUUCGACCACCAAACGUUUAAUGAUUAAAUAACAAAUAGCUGUUGCAAAGAAAAUCGCCCCCUAAGAAUUGUAAUUGAUCGUAAUAUGAAAGAUACGCAGGAAUUUUAUUUACUUCAUAAAAAAUAUUUACGAAACUUAAAAAAAAUAUUAUCUUUUUUACUUUCCUAAGAGAAAGUUCCUAAUAGUAAUUCCUUAGGUAUACCUACAUUUCCUUCUAGGUCUAGGUAUUUAAAUCUAUGAGAUACAUCUUUAUCAUAUGAUGAUGUAUAAUAAUUAUCUUUAAUAACGGAAUUGAUCUCUUAUAUCUUAAAACACAAAAUUAUUUAAGCAUCGUAAAUAAUUAGAGAGGUACAUUUAAAAACUUAUACCAAUAUAUUAUAUGUAUUUACGUUGUCCUUAGUAAUGCAACGAAUACAACAAACACUAAUUCAAUAAAAAUACAAUUUAUUGAAGAAGUUCAAACAUUGGUCAAAUUUUGUAAGUAGCAUUCCACACUAUAGAUAUUUGCUCUCAUAAUAGUAAAAACUGUUUAUUACAAAUUGUUAUAUUUAAUGGGCCUAAAUUAUGAACAUAACCAAUCACCGCUUCAUAUUACACAAUUAAUGCAUACUAAGUAACAUUAUUAAAACGGUAUAAGAUGCACCAUUUCGUGUUUAUCACGAAAUAAAUACUUAAGAUAUAAAUAGUUAAAUAUAUGUAUAGGCCUGUUUUUAAUACAAUAUUUAUAUGUACUAUUUUCAUGUAAGAUUGAAUGUUGCAUCAUUUUAGGGCAAAAUAUGACAAUUGAAAUUGGUCCAUAGACAAAACACGUAUUUUUAAGAUUGUAAACAUUGUGCACACUUAAGCACAAUUGAAACAUUGAAGUAUUCACGUUAGUUUUUCAUUAAAUUAUAAAUUAUUAAAAGUUAUUCAUUAAAAUGUCAGAAAUCGUAUGUGUGCUCAGUAUUAGUCAAAAAUUUGGAUUCUAAAAAUGUAUAUAAUACUAAAUGAUCAUUAGAUAGUUAAAUGUAGACAUAGAAAUUAUACGUAUAUCGAAUGGAUCUAAAUUACUCUUCUCUAUUGAUACUGAUAAAUUCUAGUCAUUUCAGAAUUAUAAAUAAAAUUAUAAUUAUUAUCUGCGUUAUUUAUAAAGUAUAUAUUGAAUUACGAAGCGGACUAGUAUCAUAAUUUUAAUAGAAACGUAUAAAUAUGUUAUAAACACAUUGUAUCUUGUUAUAAAGUAAAAGAUUUUAUUGACAAAUCUGAGACUGCUUUCUUAUUGAAAUACUACAAAAUAUUCUUUGAAAUAUUAUAAAAGUCUAUGAGAUAGAUUUGAAAUCAAGCGAGUAACGGAUACAAAAUGUGUGCGAAACAAUAGGAAUUAUACACAAAUAUUCUCAAUCUAAAAGCAGCCUUAAAAUAUAUUAUACACAUAUUAUUAGAAAUAAAAUAAGAAUCGAAAUCUAGAAAUAUUAAGAAAACCGUACAGAUUAUUGUCGAACGAAAUCAAAACUGAUAUUCUAAAGUAAUUGUGAUGGAUUUGUGUUAGAUAAUAAUUAUAAAAUAGAUAAUAAUAAAUUUAUGUAAUUUAAUGGAAUACAAACAAUUGAAAAACUGUAGAAGUAGUUCAUUAGGCAUCGGCCCAAAUGCUAGAUGGUAGUUGAUGUUGUAAAUUCUUCAAUUAAACCUUGCAUGCGUUAAGUGAUUGUUUUCAUAGCGCUCGUGUUACGUUUAUUUUAAUCCAUUUUCACAUUUUUAUGUUUAUCCAACAAAACAUCUUACUGUAUAUUCGUACAAAUUGUAACAGUAGAUCAAUUAAUAUAAAACACGUUAUUAUUGAUUUUAUUUCAAUUCGUAAGUUUGUUUGAACAAUGCCAUACUUGUAGAAUAAAUGUAGAAACACUAUUGUGGAAUGUAUUAAUAUCGUUUGUAUCUUUAUCAGACCAAAAGUCUACUACUCCUGUGCCUACAAAGCAAUACAAGUACUAUAAAAGUAUAAAACUUAAUAACCACUUAAAAUUCUAAACAAUUUAAUGAAGAUGUGAAUGUACUGAGUGUUCAUGUGAUAAUGUUUAUGUGAUUAUGUAUUGGUAAUUUUAAGUUUAUGAAGGCGCAAGUCACAUAGAAGAUACAGCUACCAACGUACAAGACGUAAUUUUGUCGAUUAGGAAUAUAAUCAUUAAAUUUAUCCAAAUUAUCUAUACAUAAUAGAUGUUGUAAAUUAAAUAUUCCGUAGCACCUCAAAUCUAUGAAACUUGCGCCUAACACGGUGCUCAAAUGAUUUCAAAUUAAGUUCUAGUCAGAAUUUAAUUUAAAUCAUAUUCGCGAUAUACUAUCAAAAUAAUCCAGAUCCAUACGUAUUUUAAAUACCAUAGGGAGGGACGGUUUGUAUUUCAUAAGCUCAUAUUUUUCAAUACAAAAGCAAAUUUCUAUUUUAAAUAUUUAAAGUAUUAACUGUUUUAAACAAAGGAAUUAAUCCCUCCCACACAAUUCUGCUUCCGCAUCAACCGUCUCUCAUAUGUAGUUAUUUGAUUAUUAAAGUUUGUUGCAUAUUGAUUGUGGUUGUUAUUUUGUGUGAACGUUAUCAACUUCUUGGUAUAUACAAGGCAAACGAAACAAUCAUGUGUCAGAAUUUUUAAAUUUUUGAAAGUAUUUUGGAAAAUUAAUAUAUUAUUUAGAUUCAAUAUUUAUUAUCUAUGAUUAUAUUUCAAAUAUAAAUAAUUCUUUGAUGGUAUAUUUUUUAGUAAGCAUACUGUACAUUUGUAAGGCAAAAGCCCUCAUACGUUUUGCUUUUUAAUUGUUAUAUUUAAGAUUAAUUUUGUAACCUAUGAAUUUUAGACUCUAGUCGUAACAAUAUACUUUCAAAUUCCUUUUCAAUACAUUUACUGAGCUCGUCGGCCUUGUAAUAAUUGAAAUGUCAGUAAACAUUAAAUAUAUUUUUGU
Zerene cesonia (dogface butterfly) is the source of this 8238-nucleotide messenger RNA. RefSeq lists its product as uncharacterized. The transcript has 15 exons. The record is from RefSeq and is a predicted model, not a curated record. Gene Ontology annotation, molecular function: protein binding. NCBI's taxonomy places the organism in Eukaryota, Metazoa, Arthropoda, Insecta, Lepidoptera, Pieridae. Bases 558 to 5336 code for a protein of 1592 amino acids.